CUAUACACUAAUAUGUGCGGGGGUCAUCCCGUGUGACGGCUUAAAAAAAUCGAUUUUUUUUUUUGCAUAAAUCUAAUCUAGAGCAUGCAUAGAAUAUACUGGCAAAGUAAUUUUCCGAAAUUCGAAGUCAUUGAAAAGUUACAGCAGUAAGAAGAUAAGGUGUUUAAGCACACAGCUGAGCGCUCGACGGGGCAGGAAACAAGAGCUAUUGUAUACCUUCGGACUCUUAUCUGAAGCCGAUUCUAUUCACACGCACAUAUACGCACAUAUAUUUAGAGGGGUGCUGCUAUCCUGAAACUCAAAUUGAAUGUAAUGGUUGCUUAGUUUUGGCUUCGCAGUCAGCGGCGCAACAGCUCUUGAGUCGUUGUAAGCAGUAAUAUUGUACCGUGCAAGUGUUUCAAGUUUACGAUGAGUGACAGGAAAGGAACAAGAGAAACUCGCGCUCAUGCUGAGCGAAGAAAGAAGAGAAAAUUUCCAGGAAACCGUUAUACGUUGGAAAAUGAUCUGGAUUAUACGUCGGCAUCAGCGAAGAAACUGCUUGGAAGCAUGAACCUGGAAGUGCCUGUUGCUUCGAACUUUGCGUACUGUAUCUUAGAAUUUGCAUCUGUGUUUUCGGCAAUUUCAGCAAAUGUUAUAUGCAAAGAGUGUAAAAAUGACGUGACCUUUAGUCAGACGAUUUUACGAGGCUUGGGUUUUAAAAUUCUUAUGUCGUGUAAGUGCAGUACAGAUAAAACGAUAAACUCGGGCCCAAUGAUUCAAAAUGCUUUUGAAAUUAAUCGGCGCUUCGUUUUUGCGAUGCGGUUGUUAGGUGUUGGCCACGAAGGAGCGAAUCUUUUCUGCAGUUUAUUGGACAUUUGUCAAGGUAUAGGAAACUCGACAUAUACCGCGCUUUUGGAAAAUAUUCACACAGCCGCAUCUGCAGUAUAUGAGUCCGUUCUAUCCUUUGCUGCCACACAAGAAAAAAAUAUGAAUGAAGAAGCUGGGAAGCCGCAAAUUGAAUUAACAGUUUCCGGAGAUGGAACUUGGAAAAAACGCGGCUUUUCAUCUCUAUUUGGAGUAUCGACGUUAAUUGAAAAGUAUUCUGGGAAAGUGAUAGAUGCGAUGGUUAUGAAUAGUUUUUGUGGUGCUUGUAAUCUGUGGAAAAAGUUAAAAAAUACUGAACCAGAGAAAUACGAGGCAUGGUAUGCAGAUCAUGAAUCUGAGUGUUCGAUAAAUCACACAGGUAGUUCCGGUAAAAUGGAAAUUGAUGCCAUUAUCGCAAUGUUUUUACGCUCGAUCGAAAAACACGGCGUGAAAUAUUUGACGUAUGUCGGCGACGGUGACAGCAAGACAUUCAAUGGCAUUUUAAAAGCUGAGCCUUAUGGUAAUGACUCUCCUGUUAUUAAAAAAGAGUGUGUUGGGCAUGUUGAGAAACGGAUGGGAACACGACUCCGAAAUGUUAAAAAGAAUAAUAAAGGUAUUGGUGGCAAAGGUCAGGGCAAGCUAACGGACAAGCUAAUUAUUGAAAUGACAAAAUGUUAUGGCUUAGCCAUUCGUCGCCAUCCCGAUUCAUUAGAAGAAAUGAAGAAAGAAGUUUGGGCCACAUUCUACCACAAAUGCUCUACCGAUGAAAAUCCUCAGCACCAGAACUGUCCAGCAGGCGAAGGUAGCUGGUGUAAAUGGCGGCAGGCUGAAGCUAAGAGCACGCUCGACCAAUUCCACCACGAGAAGGCCCCUUUAUCCAAGGAAGUACAAGCAGUAGUUAAAUCUAUCUAUGAAGAUUUAUCCAAGGACGAUCUUUUGACCCGAUGUUUAGGAGCAGAGACGCAGAAUAAUAAUGAGUCGUUAAAUUCACUCAUUUGGACGUUCGCUCCGAAACAUCUACAUUCAGGCGCUCAGAUAGUUCAGAUUGCAACUUUUUUGGCCGUCGUCAUCUUGAAUGAAGGCUUCCAAGGCAUUAUUAAGAUAAUGCAUACGAUGGGCUGUUCAAUUGGACGAUCAGCGCACGCUUAUGUAGAGCGCCGCGACAAAGCCCGGAUCAGCCGUUCCGAGCAGCGCAUGAGCGACGCGGCAAGAGAAGUUAGAAUUUCAGCCAGGGAGGAGCAGUCGGCCUUACGAAAUUUACAAGAAGAAGAGGAAGGGAUACUCUAUGCACCAGGAAUAGCAGAUUAGUGAUAAACCAGUCUGCCGGAAUCGUGGGCACCGUUUGUCUACUUUUUUUUACAUGGGUGCCAUUCCAGUGAUGUGAUGUAAUGAUAAUGAUGUAACUCGCCAUCGACGCCAUAUUUUUAAAUAAAAAAAUUUACACAUAUAG
Molecule: messenger RNA, 2293 nt
Organism: Dinoponera quadriceps
Lineage: Eukaryota; Metazoa; Arthropoda; Insecta; Hymenoptera; Formicidae
Exons: 2
Coding region: 409-2151 (580 amino acids)
Source: RefSeq, a predicted model, not a curated record